This is a messenger RNA of Trematosphaeria pertusa, 936 nucleotides long. RefSeq lists its product as uncharacterized. The coding region runs from base 206 to 676 and encodes 156 amino acids. The record is from RefSeq and is a predicted model, not a curated record. NCBI's taxonomy places the organism in Eukaryota, Fungi, Ascomycota, Dothideomycetes, Pleosporales, Trematosphaeriaceae. The transcript has 3 exons.
CGCUGUCGAUAGGCUUAAUAACGAGAAGAUCGCUGCACUCCCUUCCCAGCCUCUUUACUACAAAUGCAAGGACUUUUUCAGUUGGAAACCGCACCAUAGAGACAAACAUAAGGAAUUUGAGAAGUACAAGAAGAGGCAUGGGGAUAGAACCCUUGACGCUCUGAAAGAUCAUCGGUACGAACGACAGGUGCAGUUGAAGGUGGGCAUGCGGGUGGUUCUUUUGCAAAACCUUGAACCGACCGCAGGCCUCGUGAACGGGUCUCAGGGAACGAUCGUAGACUUCGAGCACUAUGACAGCAAGUGGAUGCCCAGAAAAGGCGACAACAGGGACGACGAGGAAACUUCGGGAGUGCCCAUUCUUGGUGGCUCCCAUGCCAGGUAUCGUCAACAACAGAUCAAGGACUUCGUCGAAGAGAACGACUAUCAGCCCUGGCCGGUUGUCGAAUUCGACCACAACGCACUUAAACGAACGAUAUACGCGGAUUGCACCACCAAUGAAUAUGGCGAUGAUGAGCCAUACAGUCUUCUUUCCCGGACGCAGAUCCCGCUGAUGGCUGGCUACGCAAUCACGGUACACAAGGCCCAGGGAAUGACACUUGAUAGAGUCAAGGUCGAUCUAUCGCAAGCCUUUGAUCCAAGCCAAACCUAUGUUGCCCGUACGUACUAUCGCGGCUAGAAACGUUUACCUGGGCUAAUUGCUUGCGAAGUCAGCAGAGCGAGAUCUCUCGAAGGACUGACGGUGAUGGGUUUGCCACCGAAGGGCUUGGGCGGUGCCAAUGAGCAGGUCAAAGAGUUCCACGAGACGUAUCUGCUGGAUCAAUGAGAGCUUCUCGAGUCUGGCGUCGAUGAAGGCGGGCCAGGAAGGGUGAUGUUGGACGGUGCCAGCUGACACGACACGCGUUGGCUUAGCACCCUUCUACGCGAGCGAACGUGUAA